Cinara cedri is the source of this 1550-nucleotide messenger RNA. Lineage: Eukaryota; Metazoa; Arthropoda; Insecta; Hemiptera; Aphididae. The record is from the annotation of a GenBank genome assembly.
AUGGAAAAAAAACUGGUGUUUAAUGUUUUUUUAUAUUUAUGUGGAACAUUAGAAAAUGAAAAGUCUUUGAACAAACAACGUUAUAAGCUGUUUACAAAAUGUGUUACAAAAAACAAAAUUAAUCUUGUGUCACUUCCUCUGACAGAAGAAGCUGUCAGACAACAUUCUUACAGAGUUUAUUUACAAGCGCAGUUGUUAAAAUCUCUGAAUAUUGAGGAUGGACGUUUUAAUUUAAUAUUAUGUCACCAGUAACCACACCGAAAGUUCCAGAUCAGUUACUUAAAUGUAUAUCAUGUAGUUGUAUCAAAGGUUGUGGUAAAAACUGUGGUUGCCGAAAAUCAGGUCUUAAGUGCUUAAUUGAAUGUGGACAUUUCAAAGGUCAAUGGUCACUAGUUCUAUAAAAAUAGAGGUUGAUUAUAUUGAAGAUUGUACACUUGUAGAAUUGUUUGAUGAAACCGAAUAAGAAGAAGAAUAUAAAACAUACAAAUAUAAUCUACUAUAUAGUGUAAUUAAUUUUAAAUUAUAAUCUUUUUUUUUUUUAUUGUACUAAUUAUUUGUAUGAUAUUAUAAGUUUUAAAAAUAUUUAAUUUGUACUGUGUUUUAUUAUUGUUAUUAUAAUUGAAUCGUUUACCUUUAGUUUGUAGAACAUACAAAUAUAUUUAAUACAGUAUAAAAAAAAUUGAACACGGAAAAAGAGAAAAUUAUUAAUUAUUUUUUAACUGUCAAUUUUUAAACAAAUAUAGCUAGCCAACGGAUUAUUACAGUAAAUGGGUAGAGGCUUAUCUAAUCGAGGCGACAACAUCUCGAGUAAUUCUAGACAUUAUCAAAAGGGAGUUUUGCAUACGUUACAGAUACUCGCUGGUGAUACUUUCGGAUAAUGGGUAGCAAUUUUUUUUCAGAACUGGCAAAGGAUUUGUUAAGAAAGUGGAGAUUCGAAGUAUAGACAACACCCAUUUACCACCUAUGGGCAAACCCCGUGGAACGGAGAAACCAGGAAAUCAAGAAAGGAUUAAUGGCAAAAACAAUGGGGAAAAGCCAUGGAACGUGAGAUGAGGUCUUACCGGAGAUUCUAUUUGCAAUCCGAAACAGGAAAACCCAAAGCACCGGCUUACACCAACCGAGCUAGUGUUCGGAAGUGAAGUAAAAAUCCAGGAGACUGAGAAAUGCACCAAAAAAGAUUCUCCAGGGAAAACACCGACCGGACGAGCAAGGUGUUAGGGCAAACCUGGGGGGCGGGGUGUUCGCGACGGACACGAAACUUGAGCAGAAGUUGCAUAGUCCCGGGUUCAAACGGGUUUAUAAGGUGAACAAUAAUCUACAACAAGGUUUCGAUAAUGUUUCAGAAUAUGAAUCCGAACAAUGGCCAAGGAAAACUGGUGACAACGGGGUUUCGGCCUCCGCGGUCGACCGUAGCGGAUGUGGCCGAACUUCUAUUAGAUAAGGCGCAGGUUGCGAUGAUGUGCGCGAGACGGCUAAUGGGGCGGGCCGGCGGAGUCCCAGUGUGGGAAGAAAUGAUGGAUGCAUGGAGGAAAAGAAGGCCGGGCCCGUAG